Molecule: messenger RNA, 486 nt
Organism: Ustilago hordei
Lineage: Eukaryota; Fungi; Basidiomycota; Ustilaginomycetes; Ustilaginales; Ustilaginaceae
Exons: 3
Coding region: 1-486 (161 amino acids)
Biological process (GO): positive regulation of mitotic metaphase/anaphase transition; anaphase-promoting complex-dependent catabolic process; protein ubiquitination
Cellular component (GO): nucleus; anaphase-promoting complex
Molecular function (GO): cullin family protein binding; ubiquitin protein ligase activity; zinc ion binding
Source: RefSeq, a predicted model, not a curated record
AUGAAGGUCAAAGUCAAAUCUUGGAAUGCUGUAGCUUAUUGGCUAUGGGACGUUAAAGACCCAGACGACAUUUGCGGUAUCUGCCAAAGCAACUUUGAUGGAUGUUGCGCCAGUUGCAAGGAACCCGGUGACAGUUGUCCGCUCCGUAAGUCUUGUCAGCAAAACCAGGCUAACAUGCGACGCUUGCAAGCUUCGUCCAAGCUGUUACUCAUCCGAUCUCUCUUGAUCUUCAUCCCGGCUUCUCCGUCGACAGUAUUCGGCAAAUGCAGCCACGAGUUCCACCUUCACUGCAUCAUGAAGUGGCUUCAAGACAAUGAUGGUUGUCCGUCUUGCCGUCGUCCUUGGGCUUUCACUCUUGGCUUUCUCUCGCCCCAUCUUGCUUUCUACAUGUUCCACCGACAAUCUGUCUCGGCGAUUGCAGAGCAAGUCGAGGGUACAACCAUCCGUACAGCCGCUAACACAGGUGCGGCUACGGCGGCAACCUAG